UUUAGAAGAGAGCGAGCAACACAGAGAGCACAAAUUGGGCAGCUUCCAUGGCGGAUCCGGAUCUGUACGGAGGACCAGACACUGAGUCAUCUUCUCCAUCGCAGCCGGAGGAGAUCUCCGCAUUCUUCAACCAUUUCCUCCACGGACCGUCUUCUGCUUCUUCGUCUUCCCGCGUCCGAUUUAGGCCACUGUUCGAUCACUCUACAGCAUCUCCUCCUCCUCCUCCGUAUGAUGCAGUUUUAGAUCCGGUGGAAGAUAUCGGUAGAACCUCCGGAUCCGCUGUCCGGACAGAUUUGGUGAGCCGAAACGCCGUCGGGAAGUCGGGUUCUGGUGCCGAUCUAUCAUCUUCUUCUGGUUUUGAUGUCUCCGAUCAUGCGGCUUAUUUUGGAAGCGGAUUGAAGGAUAUGACCGAGAAUGCGACCUCUUCCACUGGUGAUAUAAGUUGGGAGAGCGAGAAGCGAUCUGGGGCUUCUGAAAUGCCAUCAAAUAUCAUGCGGCCGAGUAGUUCAUCGAAGAGGUGUAGAGCUGCCGAGGUGCAUAAUCUGUCGGAGAAGAGGAGGAGGAGUAGGAUCAAUGAGAGACUGAAAGCUUUGCAGAAGCUAAUCCCAAACUCCAACAAGACGGAUAAGGCUUCGAUGCUGGAUGAGGCUAUCGAGUAUCUGAAGCAGCUUCAGCUUCGAGUUCAGAUGUUGGUAAUGAGCAAUGGAGUGAGUUUGUAUCCAGGAAUUCUAAAUCCAAUGAAAUUGUGUCGGACGGGAGGAAUGAGUUAUCUCGAAGGAUAUGGACAACAAUUACCUUCCCUUCCACGUUUUGACCCGCUCUCUGAUAUUGCCAUAACAUCAGAGACUCGGUUCGGGUUUGAACCUUCUUCGUCUCGUACCAAUUACGGAUUGUCCCGAGAGGGAGAUAUAGGUGAAGAGAACAAAGAGCUAUUGAGAAGCUGACUCAAACAAAGAAGCUGAAAAUUUCAGUUACUCCAAGAGUUCAUUGGCACAAUAAAAGGAUGCAAAUCUGAUUUCAUCUUCUUCUCUAACUCUUAACUCUCUCUCUCUCUCUCUCUCUGUUAUUCAAACCGAUGGUCGGUUCAUACGGAUCAUCCAAAUACUACACAGAAAAGAAAAAAAAAAUACUAUAUGGUUACCAUAAAACUAACAAUGAUUGAUGGACUUUGUUAUUGCCCUUUUUACUUUGUUGACAAUCUGCAUCGUUGUUCCAUCACAUAGUUUGGUAGUUUCCCUUCUUCUA
Messenger RNA from Tarenaya hassleriana, 1245 nucleotides. Its product is annotated as transcription factor SPATULA-like. The record is from RefSeq and is a predicted model, not a curated record. Gene Ontology annotation, molecular function: protein dimerization activity. NCBI's taxonomy places the organism in Eukaryota, Viridiplantae, Streptophyta, Magnoliopsida, Brassicales, Cleomaceae. The transcript is spliced from 7 exons. Gene Ontology annotation, cellular component: nucleus. The coding region runs from base 48 to 944 and encodes 298 amino acids.